AUGGCGGAUUGGUUCCAAUCCUCCACCGCUAGGAUGGAUUCUGACUAUCCUCCUAUGCAAUGCUUCCUUUGCGGUGAAUUUGUUGCAGUACCAACUUCUUCCAGAAUGUGUGCCACCUGCCUAACAAAGAGCGUCGAUUUGAGCGAAAACGUAUCCACUCACUGUACAAUACUGCAAUGCUCAACCUGUGCAAGAUUUUAUCACGAUCGAUGGCUGAAUUGCGAGUUGGAAAGCAAAGAGCUAUUGUCUAUAUGUUUGAAGAAGAUUAAGGGAAUAGAACUCCUGAAGAUAGUGGAAGCCAACUUCAAAUGGACCGAACCACACAGCAAAAAGUUGAAAAUUAAACUUUUGGCGCAAAAGGAAGUAGAUAACAACUGCGUAGUCGAGCAGACGUUGAACAUCGACUUCGCAAUAGUGUCGACGCAGUGCUCGAACUGCAAGCAGAUGUACACACCGCACACGUGGAAGGCGAUGGUGCAAAUAAGGCAAAAGACGAAGGACAAGAAACACAUACUGCUGCUAGAGCAGAUCAUACUAAAGAACAACGCACACGAGAACGUGCUGAACAUACUCUCGAGGAGGAACGGAUUCGACCUGCACUUCCCGUCGAGAAACGACGCGCAGAAGUUCGCAGACUUCGUGACGGAUAAAAUAGUGGCGCAGGUGAAGAACAGCAAGAAGCUGGUGACGCAGGACGUCAACAACAACAAGUACAACUACAAGUACACGCUGCACGUCUCACUGGUGCCAAUAUGCGUCGAUGACCUCGUGUUCCUGUCGCCGAAGGUGUGCUCGGUCUACGGAGGAGUGUCGCCGUUCCUGCUCUGCACGAACCUGACCUCGACGAUCACACUCCUGGACCCGUUCACGCUGAGGAGGCUGGAAAUAUCGAGCGACAAGUACUGGAGACACCCCUUCGAAUCACGUAAGUCCAAUGAGAGAAAGUCAAAUAACGGCGUUUCAGUGUUCAACAAGUUUAACCUGUAUGAGUUCAUCGUGUUAAACAUCGAGAGAGACUACUCGAAGAAGCAGGAGUCGCACUACGAGCUCGUGGACGUGGAGAUCAUGGCCUCAAACUCGUCGAAGGUGAUCUACACGAAGUCGCACCUGGGAAAGAUCCUGACAGUGGGAGGAUCGUACCUGGGCUACGACAUUAGGAGAAUCAACAUGAACGGACUCUCGGAGGAGGAAACGAACAUAAAGAAGAAAAUACCAUUCGACGUAAUACUCGUGAGAAAGGCGAAGAAGCAGUCUCUGAAGCACAACUGGGUGCUGAAGAGAAUAUUCAGGAAGAAAAGUAACAAGGAGAAGGACGACUUGGAAGAUGACAUCGACGAAGACGAGCUCUUGGACUUCAAAGACGAAAUAAUAAGCAGAAAGGAGCUGCAAAAGGACAUAGACUUUUAUCGCAAUCCAAGGUCACAAAUGCCGAAGGAAGUGGACAUAACCCCGGGGUCGGACCUGUCUGACGACAUGGCACUGAGUAAGCUGACAGUGCAGCUGAAGGAACUAUCGAUAAACGAUGACCAGUAUUUUUAA
Theileria orientalis strain Shintoku is the source of this 1539-nucleotide messenger RNA. RefSeq names its product nonsense-mediated mRNA decay protein. Lineage: Eukaryota; Apicomplexa; Aconoidasida; Piroplasmida; Theileriidae. The coding region runs from base 1 to 1539 and encodes 512 amino acids. Gene Ontology annotation, biological process: ribosomal large subunit export from nucleus. The record is from RefSeq and is a predicted model, not a curated record. Gene Ontology annotation, cellular component: nucleus; cytoplasm. Gene Ontology annotation, molecular function: ribosomal large subunit binding. The transcript has 5 exons.